AUACAUAUGUAACCUUGUGAAGCCGAAUGAUUCAAAGCAAAAAAAAAAAAAAAAAAAUUAUCUUUACCUUUUAUCACUCUCCUCUCUUUGUGUUCACAUAGAGAAAAAGAAUUUUAUCACAAUGGAGCCUGUUCAUCUUCCAAACUUCAUGAAAGACAACCAAGUUAGUCAAGAAACAAAGAACUUGAUCUCUUCCUUACCUUCAGACAAAGAUUUCACUGGUAAUGGUCUCUACAACUACAAAGGUUGUUGGUACUAUCCAAACAUACUCCAAGCCGUUCUUGACAUCCAAAAACAUUUCAAGCCACGAGAUACUGAUAUAAUCAUGGCUUCUAUGCCCAAAGGUGGAACCACUUGGCUCAAAUCCCUAGUUUUCGCUGUUGUGCAUCAAGAUGAAUACCGUGAAAACCCCCAAAUCCAUCCUUUGCUUUCACAAAACCCUCAUGACCUUGUCCCAUUUCUUGAGAUUGAGUUAUAUGCUAAUAGCCAAGCUCCAGAUCUCACAAAGUUUCCUUCUCCUAUGAUCUUUUCUACCCAUAUGCACUUACAAGCAUUGCGUGAGGCCACCAAAAAGGCUUCCUCGCCUUGCAAAAUCGUGUAUGUGUGUAGAGGUAUCAAAGACACGUUUAUUUCCGGUUGGCAUUUUAGAAGCAUGUUACAUCGCACCAAGAUGGAUAAAGCCGAUUUCGAGCUCAUGUUUGAUGCAGUUUGCAGAGGAGUUGUCGCAUAUGGACAAAUAUUGAGCUAUUGGAAAGGGAGUCUGGAAGACAAGGAGAAUGUUCUUUUUAUGAGGUAUGAGGAGAUGGUUGAGGAGCCUCGCGUUCAAGUCAAGAGACUCGCCGAGUUCUUGAAUUGUCCAUUCACCAAGGAAGAAGAAGAAAGUGGAUUGGUGGACGAGAUCCUAAAGCUGUGUAGUUUCCGAAAUUUAAGCAAUUUGGAAGUUAAUAAAACUGGGGCGAUAAGAGUUGGUGUAGAUUCUCACGCAUUUUUUAGGAAAGGUGAAGUUGGUGACUGGAAGAAUCAUCUUACUCCUCAUAUGGCCAAAACCUUUGAUGAGAUUUUUGAAAACAAACUGCGAGGUUCCGGUUUGAAAUUUCAAUAAGGUUGUGUUAUGUUCUUCUUAGCUUAGAAUAUUUCAUGUGUCUUUUUUCUAUGAACUUUGUUGAUUUGGUUUCGUUCAAAUAAUAUUUGGUACUCUAUGUUUUACUUUUUUUUUUUGUGAAUUUUCCAUAUGUUUUACUUUCAAGAACAAUAGAACGAAAUAUAUAAUUUUAUUA
This is a messenger RNA of Camelina sativa (false flax), 1277 nucleotides long. Its product is annotated as P-loop containing nucleoside triphosphate hydrolases superfamily protein. The record is from RefSeq and is a predicted model, not a curated record. Gene Ontology annotation, molecular function: sulfotransferase activity. Lineage: Eukaryota; Viridiplantae; Streptophyta; Magnoliopsida; Brassicales; Brassicaceae.